AUGGACAGAGAAUACCGUAUUCAAAAACCAACUCACCUGAUUAUUAACUUCUCGGAUAAUGUUCAUGCACAGGAUCAUUCUCCGGCGCUCAGUCAAAAGAUCAAAGUGCCUCAGAAGCAGUACAGUUCACAAGAAGAUCCGUUGAGAAGAAUGGCAACACCUGUUUUCGAUAAGCACGAACAAGAAAGCCGUAAGAAAGGUCCCUCAUCAGCUGCAACUGUUCUCGCCCUCUCCGGUCUUUUCGUCGUCGGCACCACCCUUAUUCUCAGCGGGAUUAUCGUUUUGAUCGUACAACAAGAGCCUGUAUUCGUCGUGACUGGAUGCCUCUUCCUCGGUGUUGGCGUUGCAAUGCUCCUCGUUUGCGUGGCUCUUCAACGAAAGAAUCUUGUGAAAUUUGUUUUGGACAUAAAUCGAGAUUUAUAUUUCCUGAAUAUGAGCAAAUCAUACAUGUUCAAAGCGAUGUUUGAAAUCAAUUCGGAACUCCCAUUGUCUCAUGCGGACUGA
This is a messenger RNA of Caenorhabditis remanei, 504 nucleotides long. RefSeq lists its product as uncharacterized. NCBI's taxonomy places the organism in Eukaryota, Metazoa, Nematoda, Chromadorea, Rhabditida, Rhabditidae. The transcript is spliced from 4 exons. The record is from RefSeq and is a predicted model, not a curated record. Bases 1 to 504 code for a protein of 167 amino acids.